Messenger RNA from Prorocentrum cordatum, 969 nucleotides. Lineage: Eukaryota; Dinophyceae; Prorocentrales; Prorocentraceae. The record is from the annotation of a GenBank genome assembly.
AUGCAGAUGGGCAUGAAGAAGCUGGGAAUUGACAAGGCAACCGCGCUGCAGCUCCUGAAGGAUGCCGACUUGGACGCCGAUGAGAAGUUGAGCCCCGAGGAGUACCAGGGCCUCGAAGGCACCGCCAAGAAGCUUAAAGGGCAGCAGCGGUUGCUCCAGGACGGCGACGAGAAGGCCCAACUGAGUUUCAGCAAGGCGGACACGGACGACAGCGGCUUCAUCGACAACAAAGCGGAGUUCAAGAAAUUGAUCCAGAUGGGCAUGAAGAAGCUGGGCAUUGACAAGGCAACUGCGCUGCAGCUCCUGAAGGAUGCCGACUUGGACGCUGAUGAGAAGUUGAGCCCCGAGGAGUACCUGGGCCUCGAAGGCACCGCCAAGAAGCUUAAAGGGCAGCAGCGGUUGCUCCAGGACGGCGACGAGAAGGCCCAACUGAGAUUCAGCAAGGCGGACACGGACGACAGCGGCUUCAUCGACAACAAAGCGGAGUUCAAGAAAUUGAUCCAGAGGAGCAUGAAGAAGCUGGGCAUUGAUAAGGCAACUGCGCUGCAGCUCCUGAAGGAUGCCGACUUGGACGCCGAUGAGAAGUUGAGUCCUGAGGAGUACCUGGGCCUCGAAGGCACUGUCAAGAAGCUUAAAGGGCAGCAGCGGUUGCUCCAGGACGGCGAUGAGAAGGCCCAACUGAGGUUCAGCAAGGACGAGGAGGACGAGGAGGACGAGGAGGACGAGGAGGACGAGCAGGAUGAGGAGGACGAGGAGGACGAGGAGGACGAGAAGGACGAGGAUGACGAGGAUGACGAGGAGGACGAGGAGGACGAGGAGGACGAGGAGGACACAGACGACGGCGGCGUCAUCGAUAACAAAACGGAGUUCAUCAAACUGAUGCAGAGGGGCACGAAGAAGCUGGGCAUUGACAAGGCAACCGCGCUGCAGCUCCUGAAGGAUGCCGACUUGGACGCCGAUGAGAAGUAG